Prunus armeniaca (apricot) is the source of this 1776-nucleotide messenger RNA. The record is from the annotation of a GenBank genome assembly. Lineage: Eukaryota; Viridiplantae; Streptophyta; Magnoliopsida; Rosales; Rosaceae.
AUGAGGAACUGCAAGCUUACACCGUGCGUCUUGGUAGCAUUGCUACUAGUUGGAGUUCUUCACCUGGAAGCAGCCAUGGCCACGGACUUCACCUAUGGCGAGGCUCUUGACAAGAGCUUGAUGUUUUUCGAGGCACAGAGGUCAGGGAAACUGCCCUCGGACCAGCGAGUCAAAUGGCGCGGUGACUCGGGACUCACGGACGGCCUUGCUCAAGGGGUGAACUUGGUUGGAGGGUAUUAUGAUGCAGGGGAUCAUGUGAAAUUUGGACUGCCGAUGGCAUUUACAGUGACAAUGCUUUCAUGGGGAGCUAUUGAGUUCAGGAAGGAAAUCACAGAUUUAGCCCAAAUGGGUCAAACCUUAUGGGCCAUCCGAUGGGGCACUGACUAUUUCAUGAAAGCACAUCCACAACCUAAUGUUCUCUGGGGACAGGUAGGAGAUGGGGAUUCGGAUCACUAUUGCUGGGAGCGUCCAGAAGACAUGACAACUCCAAGAACUGCAUACAAGAUUGAUGAAAAUCAUCCUGGUUCAGACCUUGCUGGAGAAACUGCAGCUGCUUUGGCAUCAGCUGCCAUAGCUUUCCAGCCUUACAACUCGUCCUACUCUGCUCUCCUCUUAGUUCAUGCAAAGCAGCUCUUCACGUUUGCGGAUAGAUUCAGAGGUCUAUAUGAUGAGUCCAUUGGGUCUGCUAAGAACUUCUAUACUUCAUCAGGCUACUCGGAUGAACUACUAUGGGCUGCUGCAUGGCUCUACCAAGCAACGAACGAAGAGUACUACCUCAAGUAUGUGGUGGACAACGCCGUGUAUAUGGGAGGAACUGGAUGGGCUGUCAAGGAAUUCUCUUGGGACAACAAGUAUGCUGGUGUCCAAAUCCUUCUCUCCAAGGUGUUGUUGGAGGGCAAAGGCGGUGCUUAUACUUCCACCCUCAAGCAAUAUCAGGCCAAAGCAGAUUACUUUGGCUGCGCUUGUCUCCAGAAAAAUGAAGGCUACAAUGUCCACAAAACUCCCGGGGGGCUUUUGUAUGUGCGUGAAUGGAACAACUUGCAGUAUGUGACUUCUGCAUCAUUUCUUCUAGCUGUUUACUCUGAAUAUCUCUCUGCUGCAAAUGCCAAGCUCACUUGCCCGGAAGGACAAAUUCAACCUCAAGAGCUUCUGAAUUUUGCAAAGUCACAGGCAGACUACAUACUUGGUAAAAACCCCAAGUCAAUGAGCUAUAUAGUUGGGUUUGGCUCAAAAUAUCCAGUUCAUGUGCACCACAGAGGUGCUUCCAUUCCUGCUGUGUCUGUCCUGCAGUCUCUGGUUGGAUGUGUGCAAGGAUUUGAGACAUGGUAUCAUCGCCCCGAGGCAAAUCCUAAUGUCAUCUAUGGCGCCCUUGUGGGAGGUCCUGACCAGAAUGACAACUUCUCUGAUGACCGCUCCUCUUACGAAGAGACUGAGCCUACACUUUCUGGCUCUGGUCCCCUUAUUGGCCUCUUCUCUAAGUUGCAGAGCACCCCAAUCAAAUUCAUUCACUCAAUAAGCAACACAUGGUCUAUUGGAAAAAUGACAUAUUAUCGCCACAAGGUAAUAUUGAAGAACACAUCGCAGAAACCAGUAACAGAUGUUAAGCUGAUGAUUGAAAACCUGCAAGGGCCUUUAUGGGGUCUCUCUCCAACUACGGAAAAGAACACCUAUGAGCUUCUUCAAUGGCAAAAGGUCUUGCAGCCUGCCUCAGAGUGCACUUUCGUUUACAUCCAAGGUGGCCCUCAAGCAAAGAUUUCCAUCCUAAGCUACCACUGA